Messenger RNA from Neurospora hispaniola, 2055 nucleotides. Its product is annotated as P-loop containing nucleoside triphosphate hydrolase protein. Bases 227 to 1729 code for a protein of 500 amino acids. The record is from RefSeq and is a predicted model, not a curated record. Gene Ontology annotation, molecular function: ATP binding; ribosomal small subunit binding; iron ion binding. Lineage: Eukaryota; Fungi; Ascomycota; Sordariomycetes; Sordariales; Sordariaceae. Gene Ontology annotation, biological process: translational initiation; translational termination; ribosomal subunit export from nucleus. The transcript is spliced from 6 exons.
AAACUCUGUAUCGAGGUAAUAUCUCUCCGGACCCCUUGCGAUUCCCGUGUUUUGCGCGACAACAUCCUCCUGACAUCCGAUAUCUAGGUGUCUCCCGAGUCGCGCAUUGCCUUCAUCUCCGAACAGCUGUGCAUUGGUUGUGGUAUCUGCCCCAAGCGCUGCCCCUUCGGCGCCAUCACCAUUAUCAACCUGCCCACCAACCUCGAGAGCCAGAUCACCCAUCGCUAUGCCGCCAACAGCUUCAAGCUCCACCGUCUUCCCAUGCCCCGCCCUGGCAACGUCUUGGGUCUUGUCGGAACGAACGGUAUCGGCAAGAGUACCGCGCUCAAGAUUCUCUCCGGAAAGCUUAAGCCCAACCUGGGCAGACUACUUCACCAAGCUGCUCGAGGAUGACCUGAAGGCUGUUGUCAAGCCCCAGUACGUCGACCAGAUCCCCAAGGCCAUCCGCACCCCCGACAAGAGCGUCAAGUUCCUGAUUGAGGGCCGCCGUUCUCUCGAUAACCUUGACGAGGUUCUCGACACCCUUGAGUUGCGCCAUAUCUACGACCGUGAUGUUACCCUCCUUUCCGGUGGUGAGCUCCAGCGUUUCGCCAUCGGUACCGUUUGCGUUCAGAAGGCCGAUGUCUACAUGUUCGACGAGCCUUCCUCGUAUCUCGAUGUCAAGCAAAGAUUGAGUGCCGCUCGCAUCAUUCGCUCUCUCCUCCGCCCCGACGACUACGUCAUUGUCGUCGAGCACGACUUGUCUGUCCUCGACUAUCUCUCCGAUUACGUCUGCUGUCUUUACGGCCAGCCUGCCGUCUACGGUGUCGUCACCCUCCCUCACUCCGUCCGUGAAGGUAUCAACAUUUUCCUCGAUGGUCACAUCCCUACUGAGAACUUGCGUUUCCGUGACGAGAGCUUGACCUUCCGCAUUGCCGAAGGCACUGAGGAGUUCAUUCAGGAAAAGUCGCGCGCCUUCAAGUACCCUGCCAUGGAGAAGACCAUGGGCAACUUCCACCUGUCCAUCGACGCCGGUUCUUUCUCUGAUUCCGAGAUUAUCGUCAUGAUGGGUGAGAACGGUACUGGAAAGACCACCUUCUGCCGUCUCUUGGCCGGUGUUCUUAAGCCUGACGGCACCAAGAGGGUUCCUGAGAUGAAGAUCUCCAUGAAGCCCCAGACCAUCACUCCCAAGUUCGAGGGUACCGUUCGCCAGCUGUUCUUCAAGAAGAUCAAGGCUGCUUUCUUGUCCCCUCAGUUCCAGACUGAUGUCGUUAAGCCUUUGAAGCUUGAUGAUUUCAUUGACCAGGAAGUCAAGCAUCUGUCCGGUGGUGAACUUCAAAGAGUUGCCAUCGUUCUUGCUCUCGGUAUUCCUGCUGAUAUCUACCUCAUCGAUGAGCCUUCUGCCUAUCUCGACUCCGAGCAACGUAUCAUUGCCUCCCGUGUUAUCAAGCGCUUCAUUAUGCACGCCAAGAAGACUGCCUUCAUCGUCGAGCACGAUUUCAUCAUGGCCACUUACCUUGCCGACCGUGUUAUUGUCUUUGAUGGCAAGCCUGGUAUCGACGCUCACGCCAACAAGCCCGAGUCUUUGCUUACUGGCUGCAACACCUUCUUGAAGAACCUUGAUGUCACUUUCCGCCGUGAUCCUACCAACUAUCGCCCUCGUAUCAACAAGCUGAACUCUCAGCUUGACCAGGAACAGAAGCUCAGUGGCAACUACUUCUUCUUGGACGAUCCCGAGAAGAGCAGUUAAAGACGGCAUCUCCAAUGAUGUUCUUCCCAAGAAUAAUAAAAAUAGCGGCAGAGGCAACAAUACUAAACGCCACCGUCGUUGUUAUGAUGAUGCAUCGGAUUCCGGCGUUCUAGGCGUCCAAAAAGAAAAUGGUAGUUCCUCCAUUCAUUGCGGCGCCGGGGAUGGUAGCGGUAGCGGCGGCGGCGGUUUUGGUUUUGAUCUCGAAACUGUCUCUUCCUCUUCCUCUGAGGACGGCGCGCCGAAUGAUUAACCCCGGUGGCGGCAGUCUGUUCCCUGUUGCCUGGUCCUACGAAAAGAGAGAGAUAUACCCCUCCGUCACAUGUUUU